Molecule: messenger RNA, 1769 nt
Organism: Punica granatum (pomegranate)
Lineage: Eukaryota; Viridiplantae; Streptophyta; Magnoliopsida; Myrtales; Lythraceae
Source: RefSeq, a predicted model, not a curated record
UUUUCCCAAUACUGCUUCUAGUUUUUCCACUUCAUUAUCAUUUAUCAGUUGCCUCUCAUAUUCUAUUGGCACACACAUUGAGAGGAGCUUUUGAAACUUAAGGCCAUGGAGGAUGCUAGGAGAGUGGGACAAAGGCCUGGCGAGACACCGCUCAUAAAGGAUGACCAUGAUAGUAAGAGCGAGGAUGUAGAGCCAACUGCCAAGGAGGAGACUGUGAUCACGGUACUCAAUCCUCGGUCAUCUGUCUCGGGGGAAAAUAAGGUGGUAGAGGAGCAACUGGUUGUUAAGCCGAAGACCAAGCGGGUCGCGACUUUGGAUGCAUUCAGAGGGCUUACCAUAGUGUUGAUGAUACUCGUGGAUGAUGCGGGAGGAGCUUACUCAAAAAUUGAUCAUUCGCCGUGGAAUGGAUGCACUUUGGCCGACUUCGUCAUGCCUUUCUUUCUCUUCAUUGUGGGAGUUGCAAUUGCCCUUGCCCUCAAGAAAAUUCCGAAGAUGAGUGCUGCAAUUAGAAAGAUCGCAUUGAGGACAUUGAAGCUUCUCUUCUGGGGAAUUCUCUUGCAGGGAGGAUACUCUCAUGCACCCGAUAACCUUUCCUAUGGAGUCGACAUGAAGCAAAUUAGGUGGUGUGGCAUCCUUCAGAGGAUAGCUUUGGUGUACUUCGUGGUGGCUCUAGUCGAGACCCUAACCACCAAGCGCCGGCCGACCGUUUUGGAACCGGGACAUCUGUCUAUCUUCACAGCAUAUCAAUGGCAAUGGAUCACGGGUUUCAUUGCUUUCACUAUCUACAUGGUGAUUACGUUCGCGCUAUAUGUUCCUGAUUGGAGUUUUAGUGUCUCAGAUGAUGAUGGGUCCAAGCGAUACACGGUGAAGUGCGGAAUGAGAGGGCACUUGGGACCUGCUUGCAAUGCAGUCGGUUACGUAGAUCGGCAGGUCUGGGGCGUCAAUCAUCUAUACGCUUAUCCUGUGUGGCAGCGGUUGAAGGCUUGUACACUUAGCGCACCAAAUUCGGGUCCCUUCCGUGAGGAUGCUCCAAACUGGUGCCGGGCCCCAUUCGAGCCUGAAGGGUUGUUGAGUUCAAUAUCAGCCAUCGUCUCUGGCACCAUUGGCAUCCAUUAUGGACAUGUCCUGGUUCACUUCAAGGGCCACGCUGAGCGGCUGAAGCAGUGGGUCUCGAUGGGGCUGUGCUUGCUAGUUGUGGCCAUCAUCCUUCAUUUCACAGAUGCAAUUCCUAUCAACAAGCAGCUAUACAGCUUCAGUUAUGUCUGCUUCACAGCCGGGGCAGCAGGCAUUGUGUUCUCCGGUUUCUACAUUCUGAUUGAUGUGUGGGGGUUCCGAACACCGUUCCUGUUCCUGGAGUGGAUUGGGAUGAACGCGAUGCUCGUAUUCGUGAUGGCGGCUCAGGGCAUCUUUGAGGGAUUUAUCAAUGGAUGGUAUUACAAGAAUUCGGACAACACACUCGUUUACUGGAUCCAGAAGCACAUCUUCAACGAUGUAUGGCACUCCGAGAGGGUGGGGACGCUCCUGUACGUGAUUUUCGCACAAAUCACGUUCUGGGGAGUCGUUUCCGGGAUAUUGCACAAACUGGGAAUAUACUGGAAGCUCUGAAAAGCAAAUUUUGUAACAGAGCAGAGCAGAAUUCAUGCACAAGGCUUCCCUGUUCUUUUACCAUGUUGUAUGGAAUUAUUUUCGGUUUGUAUUAUUAUGUAAGGGUUUGCGAAUGUUAAUAUGUAGCUGAGCUUCUUUGGCUUUCCCGAGCAAAAACGUUACUU